AUGGAUCACGCGGCGGACACGUUCCGGACGGACCUGAUGACCAUCACGCGGCACGUGCUGAACGAGCAGAGCAGGCACCCAGAGUCGCGCGGCGACCUCACCAUCCUCCUCUCCCACAUCGUCCUCGGCUGCAAGUUCGUCGCCUCCGCCGUCAACAAGGCCGGCCUCGCCAAGCUCACCGGUCUCGCCGGCGAGACCAACGUCCAGGGGGAGGAGCAGAAGAAGCUGGACGUGCUCUCCAACGAGGUGUUCGUCAAUGCCCUCGUCAGCAGCGGCCGCACCUGUGUUCUUGUGUCCGAGGAGGACGAGAAGGCGACGUUCGUGGACCCUAAGCUCCGUGGGAAGUACUGUGUCUGCUUUGACCCCCUGGAUGGCUCCUCCAACAUCGACUGCGGCGUCUCCAUCGGAACGAUCUUUGGGAUCUACAUGAUCAAGAACCAAGACACCGUGACUCUGGAGGAAGUACUGCAGCCUGGGAAGGACAUGAUUGCUGCUGGAUACUGCAUGUAUGGGAGUUCCUGCACGCUUGUCCUGAGCACUGGAAAUGGUGUCAACGGCUUCACGCUUGACCCUUCUCUUGGGGAGUUCAUAAUGACUCAUCCAGACAUCAAGAUACCGCCGAAAGGAAAGAUCUAUUCGGUUAACGAAGGGAAUGCCAAGAACUGGGACACCCCUACUGCAAAGUACGUGGAGAAGUGCAAGUAUCCCACGGAUGGUUCAUCACCCAAAUCCUUGAGAUACAUUGGCAGCAUGGUUGCCGAUGUCCACCGCACCUUGCUAUACGGCGGCAUAUUCCUGUACCCCGCGGACAAGAAGAGCCCGAGCGGAAAGCUCCGUGUGAUGUAUGAGGUGUUCCCCAUGUCAUUCCUGAUGGAGGAGGCUGGAGGCCAGUCUUUCACAGGCAAAGGACGGUCGCUUGACCUGAUCCCCACCGACAUCCACGAGAGAUCCCCGAUAUUCCUGGGCAGCAGCGACGACGUGGAGGAGAUCAAGGCGCUGUACGCGGAGGAAGCCAAGAAGGAAGGAUCUGCAUGA
Molecule: messenger RNA, 1035 nt
Organism: Triticum turgidum subsp. durum (durum wheat)
Lineage: Eukaryota; Viridiplantae; Streptophyta; Magnoliopsida; Poales; Poaceae
Source: the annotation of a GenBank genome assembly